CGGAAUUCUUGUCAGGCACACGCAGGAGAAUGAGCUCUCCGAGGGACAAGGCGCUCGAGUGGCGCUACUCAUCGCCGGGCGCUCUGGAGCUCCGGAGCUGCCAGCCGCGGGGCAAUGACGCUUGAAUUCCAGGCUGAUCGAUGAUCUUGCCGCGGGAUCUUAGGGUUUUAGCGGCUCCAUGGCGCGGCGGGAGCGGCAGUGUGACGCCGGCGGCGUCCCGGAGCAUCACCAUCUCUAUCUCCUCGUUUCUCUCCAGAUCGGGGAUAUCCAGUCUUAUCGAUCGGAGCUCUUCCUCUUCAUGCCCUGCGAUAAUGCGAGCCUAGUGUUCUUGGUGGACAAUGGACCAUGGAGUGUGAGCAAAUCUCUAGGCUUGAGACCGACAGAAUUUUGGCCAUUCGUGGUGGCGAAGUCGAGAGUGUCACCUUUCGCAAACCAGCGUUUGAGUAGCAGGAGUGAUAAGCUGGAGAUGGGAGGAAGUGGUGGUGACUCCAUCAACGUUGGGCUCAAACACUUACACCUCUACAACUGGGACUCGAUCUAUGGGAUCAUCCGGCGACACUACAAGAGCCUGGUUCACUCGGGAAUUCUCUGCCCGCAGUUCCACGGUUGCGUGGGUUUCGAGGUUUCUUGGGCUGACGUCCGAGGCAUGAACUACACAAACGAGCUCCAGACAGAUACUUGUCUCUCGUUGGAAGUGAAACAAAUGCGAAAGAGAGAAUUCGACUGUCUCGAGCACGCGUUAGAUUUUUACGGGUCGCACUGCGGUCUGGGAAGCAAGCAGAGUGGUAAACGGGGAAGAUGCCAGGCCGAUAUUUUUGUGGACGCCGAUAGGUGCAAGAGACAAUGCGUAGACGAAGAUGGUGUUGAUAGAUACGCAGCGGAUGGCGGAUUUUUCAGUCCCGUACGACAGGUCUGGCCACCCGAAUCCGAGAGCACUGUCACUGACGCCGAGAAGGACAUAAUGGACUUAACUCUGGAAACAGAUCUUCCGUGCAGCCCAUACUCCCCGUCAGAUGAAUCCACUCAGUCGCCAGUGUUCUGUUCUCGACGAAAGCUGCGCAGCAGUCGAGACGAAGCCACAAAACAUUCGCCAGAGGUUCCAGUGGCUCACAUUUACAAGGACGCGCUGGUAGUGUUCAGAUUUUCGGACCCCCUACUGCCGUUCGAGCUCAGAGACAUAAUCACGUCGGACCAACGUCUGCUGAAGAUGCUCGAGUCGGGGCUUUUCCCCUGGGUCAUUUUCAUGCAGUCGUAUCCAGUGUUCUGCAACAUAUAUCGGCCGUGGAUGCGACCUCUCGCCAGGACCAUCUACUUUCUCAUUUCGGUGGUGACGGUCAUGAUCGGCUUCUACGACUUGUACAAGAACGUCCCCGUCCUGAAAGCAACGGCGAGUCAUAUGCUGGGGCCACUGUUCGAAUGGAUAGAGUCCUGGGAGAUGGUUUCUCGGCUAAAGUACCUGGGGACGAUGCUGGUUCUACAGAACUACGAGAAGGCUUUUGCGUGGGUGUUUCUCAUCGUCAAGUCGGUGCGUCAGCUCGCCUCGCUUGUCAUGAAACCCGUCAUGGAGCCGCUGCAGCUCUUGUGGAGUUUCUUCCUUCCGUUUUGGGCGACUUUUGUUCAAGGGACGCAAUCUCUGCAACUCGUUUUGGAAAGCUUCUUCGCGUCCACGCUGUGUGCGGUUUCUUACGCCUUAAGUUUUGUGACUUGGCCGUUCUGGGUGCUGCUGACAACAGUGACGAACUUAGUGUCUUCGAUUAUGGGGCCUGUGCUACCGGCUUUUCGCGUGGUUCUUGUUCUUGGAGAUUAUGCUCGACAGUAUGCUGCAGCAAUAUGGACUUCCUUUUCGCAGGAGCUCCUGAAUUUAUUGAAGCAGUCCUGGACAGCCACAAGCCAAUCGUUUCAGCUAUGGACAGCGAGUUCCGCAGUGCAAACCUCUCGGACACCAUCGAUGUGGAGGAUCCUCUGGGAUGAUCUCUUCUCAAAGGUGUUUCGAGCUGUAAGAUACAUACUCAAUGGUCUGGUCGCAUUCUUUACUGCGCUCAACCGCCAUCGCUUGAGCAUCUACAACAACAUAGUGGCGUUUUUGGUUCGAUUGAUUGUGGUGGUAGAAUCUGGAAGGCGCCUGCUGACCGAUACUUGGCAGCGUUUCCAUCCAAACUCCAGUAGUGCCAAAUCCAAAUCCAAGGCAAUCACGACCGGCAGUGGCAGCAGUAGCAGUCUCGGCAGUAGCAGCACUCCGAGCAACCAGAUCAAGGAAGACUGACCUGACAACGCGCGACAGUUUUGCAAAAUUUUGCGCUCUCUCCAAACGAGACGAAAGUGUGUAUAGAGAAUGUGUAAAGUUAAAAUUACAAUGGAAUCUUUGCGGUGGGCCGGAAUUGAACGGCUCACCUGUGACUCGAA
This is a messenger RNA of Selaginella moellendorffii, 2403 nucleotides long. RefSeq lists its product as uncharacterized. The coding region runs from base 179 to 2263 and encodes 694 amino acids. Lineage: Eukaryota; Viridiplantae; Streptophyta; Lycopodiopsida; Selaginellales; Selaginellaceae. The record is from RefSeq and is a predicted model, not a curated record. The transcript is spliced from 8 exons.